This is a messenger RNA of Symbiodinium sp. CCMP2592, 828 nucleotides long. NCBI's taxonomy places the organism in Eukaryota, Dinophyceae, Suessiales, Symbiodiniaceae. The record is from the annotation of a GenBank genome assembly.
AUGCCUGCAUCUGCCGUGCUGUGGUUUCUCUGGUAUGUUCUGCAACAUCUUUGCGCCUGUGCCCGUGGCGAGGGAGCGGAGGAGAGUUCCUGCGGCGACAGGUUUGCCUGCCAGGCGCCCGUACGCGGGGCCUCGAGUCCGUCACGCCGACCCCUGACCAGCGGACCGCUGAUGAUUCAGAUGUCCAAGGUCCAGUCCGUCGGGAGAUCGCGCGAAGUCACCACCGACUCUCAGGAGGUGAUGGACGCACUGGAGCUGCUGGCAAACAUCAACAGCUACCGGCGUUCCAAAGGUCUGGAGCCAGGGGAGAUUUCACCGGCCCUGAUGGCGGUGGCCUUUGCGCACGUCCAAGACCUCAAUGAGUUUCGGCGAGAGAGCGGCUGCAAUAUGCACUCCUGGUCAUCGAACUUUCCAGACUGGCGCACGGGCUGCUGUUACACCCCCGACCACUCGCAGGCGGAUUGUAUGUGGAGUAAAGGCCGUGAGAUCACCUCUUGCUGGCCUUCUCCGUACAGGGGCAACAUCUACGAGAACUCUUAUUCCGGUCCUGCCGAUCCCUUCUCAGCGGUGAGCGCGUGGAAGCGGAGCAGCGCGCACAAUGCUGUGAUCCUCAAUGAGGGAAUCUGGUCUCGUUUCAACCCUUGGCCGGCGAUGGGGGCAGCGAUAUGGGGAAGCUACUCCGUGCUCAUCUUCGGAGAUCGCAAGGACCCCAAUGGUGCUUUCAAGAGCAGCAGCGUCUACAUCGGGAUACCGCAGUAUCCGCACCCCUUCUUCAGGUUUAUGACGACAGUUGGAUGUUCUGAAGUCGGUCUUUGUGAUGCGUCGUAA